AACUGCUUCGUGUGUGAGAAGAUGGCCGUUGAGACAGAGGAUCCCAACCAGACUGUGGUGAGCCACUUCUUUCUGGAGGGUCUGAUGUACACAGCUGAACAUCCUAGCCUCUUCUUCCUCUUAUUCCUCCUCAUCUACAGCAUCACCUUGACCGGGAAUCUCCUCAUUCUCAUAACUGUGGGCUCUGACCCUCACCUCCGCUCCCCUAUGUACCACUUCCUGGGGCACCUCUCCUUCCUGGAUGCCUGUUUGUCCACAGUGACGGUGCCCAAGGUCAUGGCAGGCCUCCUGACUGCGGAUGGGAAGGUGAUUUCCUUUGAGGGCUGCGCUGUACAACUUUACUGCUUCCACUUCCUGGCCAGCACUGAGUGCUUCCUAUACACAGUCAUGGCCUAUGACCGCUACCUAGCUAUCUGUCAGCCGCUACACUACCCAGUGGCCAUGAACAGAUGCAUGUGUGCGGGGCUGGCUGGACUCACCUGGACCAUAGGUGCUGUGCACUCUGCCAUCCACACCUCCCUCACCUUCCGCCUGCUCUACUGUGGUCCACACCACAUUGCCUACUUCUUCUGCGACAUCCCCCCGGUGCUGAAGCUGGCCUGCGAAGACACCACCAUUAAUGAGCUCAUCAUGCUGGCCAACAUUGGCAUCGUGGCUGCAGGCUGCCUGAUUCUCAUCGUCAUAUCCUACGUCUUCAUCGUCGCGGCGGUGCUGCGCAUCCGCACUGCCCAGGGCCGGCGACGCGCCUUCUCCACCUGCUCAUCCCACCUCACAGUGGUGCUCCUGUACUACGUGCCACCUGUCUGCAUCUACCUGCAGCCUCGCUCAGGGGGGGCAGGAGCUGGGGCCCCCGCUGUCUUCUACACAAUCAUCACUCCCAUGUUCAACCCUUUCAUCUACACUCUGCGGAACAAGGAGGUCAAGAGGGCUCUCCAGAGGCUUCUGGGCCGAGGCUCGCGAGAAUCUCCAGCAGGCAGCCCACCUCCCUGACCUGUGCUGGGAUUCUUCAUUUGCCUGCCAAGAAAACAGUUAUUCCCAGAGCAAAACGGGGAGGGGAAAUCAUUCAGGUGGGAAUCGGUGCAACUGAGUUUCAGCCCAGCCACGAACUUUUCCCCCUCCCUUUGGCCAAGUGACAUUUCUCAG
This is a messenger RNA of Lutra lutra (Eurasian river otter), 1143 nucleotides long. RefSeq names its product olfactory receptor 10S1. The transcript has a single exon. Gene Ontology annotation, biological process: G protein-coupled receptor signaling pathway. Gene Ontology annotation, cellular component: membrane. Lineage: Eukaryota; Metazoa; Chordata; Mammalia; Carnivora; Mustelidae. The record is from RefSeq and is a predicted model, not a curated record. Gene Ontology annotation, molecular function: olfactory receptor activity; G protein-coupled receptor activity. The coding region runs from base 22 to 990 and encodes 322 amino acids.